CCCCUCUCCGCCUCUGACAGGAGCUGCUGCAAUGCGGCGUCCGGCGAGGGGGCGCGCGUGCCCGUCAGCCUGCCGGAGGACACGCGCUCGGGAGCCACGCCCCCGCGGCGGGGCGGAGUUCAAGGGGCGCUCGUCCACGCGAAGCCGGAAAGCGCGGGUGUCACCUCAGAACCCGAGCCCAUCCCUGCCCUCCCUCCCGAGGAAAGCUCUUGGCGCCCUGGGACAGUAGCAAAGCGCGGGAACAAAGAAAUAGGCCAAACCGGACGGUCUGGGAGGCCGCCGACGAUGGGAGACGUGAAUGAAUGAAGCGAGGAAGCCUAGCGGCCGAUUUGUCAGCCGGCACGCGUUCGCGCCCACAGAGCGAACCACACGUGAAACGCUUGGGGAAUGAGGAAUUGUACUCCACAGCCCGCGGGAAAAGCGUAUGCACGCGCUGCCAGCGCUAGGCUGUCUCACUGUGCCUUGAAAGCAGAAGAAAACUUAAAAACGUCAUCUCUUCCAAACCUAAUGAUGCCCCCUCCCGCUUUCCUCGUUUGUGCCACAGGCGCCAUCUUUAGGGGGGACUGCUUGCUAGAUUCUGCUUCUCUCCUUGAAUUUGGGAUAGAGAAGGGUCUUCCGGGAACCUGUUGGAGGAGACAUUUCUUGAAACUAAGGGAACAAUAUCAAGAAAGUGGAUUCAAGAAACAAGAAUUUACUACAGAGAAUUCCCAAUUUGAUGAGGUGAUCGGAGGGGCUGGGCUGGACGUGGACUUCACCCUGGAGAGCCCUCAGGGCGUGCUGCUGGUCAGCGAGUCCCGCAAGGCAGACGGGCUGCACACAGUGGAGCCCACGGAGGCGGGCGAAUACAAGCUGUGCUUUGACAACUCCUUCAGCACCAUCUCCGAGAAGCUGGUGUUUUUCGAGCUCAUCUUUGACAGCCUGCAGGACGACGAGGAGGUGGAGGGCUGGGCCGAGGCCGUGGAGCCCGAGGAGAUGCUGGACGUCAAGAUGGAGGACAUCAAGGAGUCUGUGGAGACCAUGCGGACACGGCUGGAGCGCUGCAUCCAGGUGCUAACGCUGCUGCGGGCCUUCGAGGCGCGCGACCGCAACCUGCAGGAGGGCAACCUGGAACGUGUCAACUUCUGGUUGGUGGUCAAUGUGGCCGUGCUGCUGCUCGUGGCCGUACUGCAGGUGUGCACACUCGAGCGCUUCUUCCAGGACAGCGCCCUGUGCCCACGUAGCCCGAGCAUGGGUGUGUGCAGUGAGGGGCUUGCUUGA
This is a messenger RNA of Ochotona princeps (American pika), 1257 nucleotides long. Its product is annotated as transmembrane emp24 domain-containing protein 1-like. Lineage: Eukaryota; Metazoa; Chordata; Mammalia; Lagomorpha; Ochotonidae. The record is from RefSeq and is a predicted model, not a curated record. Gene Ontology annotation, biological process: endoplasmic reticulum to Golgi vesicle-mediated transport; Golgi organization; intracellular protein transport. Bases 388 to 1257 code for a protein of 289 amino acids. The transcript is spliced from 5 exons. Gene Ontology annotation, cellular component: Golgi apparatus; COPII-coated ER to Golgi transport vesicle; endoplasmic reticulum-Golgi intermediate compartment.